Molecule: messenger RNA, 2390 nt
Organism: Vicia villosa (hairy vetch)
Lineage: Eukaryota; Viridiplantae; Streptophyta; Magnoliopsida; Fabales; Fabaceae
Exons: 5
Coding region: 66-2153 (695 amino acids)
Molecular function (GO): protein dimerization activity
Source: RefSeq, a predicted model, not a curated record
UAUCACUCACCCCUCGCUGCACGAGAGCUCAACCGCCAACACCAUUUCAUUAGCUCGCAAAAAUUAUGAUCAAUACUCAAUUAAUCGAUUCUUUGUUUGAUGAAGAAAAUAUAAUUUUCAUGUCUCAACUCGAAAAAUUUCAAGAUGAACAUAAUGGGAACGUUAUGCAUGUGCAAAGCUCAAAUCAAACUAUGAAGAAUCGAGAAUGUCUCAGAGGUUCAAUUGCCAUAGUUCUUUUUCUAACAUUUAAUGAUAGUGCUUUUUCUGGUGAUGGAGAAACCAUUGAAGAAAGAUACCUACAUUCUUUUAAUUCAAUGGCAAUUCUUACAUCUUCGUUUAAUGAAUAUUUUGCCAAUGCUAUGUUGGAAGAUGACGAAUACCUUUCCAAGUGUGCUUCAAGUCAAUUCCGAAAACAGGUUUUGCAAAUUGUUUCUAGUAAAGUGAAAAGUUAUAUCCGUGAGGAAAUUGGUGAUUCUAAAUUUUGCAUACUUGUUGAUGGAGCUCGAGAUGGAUCGGAGAAGGAACAAAUGGCUGUUAUUUUGAGAUUUGUGGAUAAAAAGGGGUUUAUACGAGAGAGGAUGUUAGAUAUUGUGCAUGUUAAAGAUUGUAAGUUUAAGGCGUUAGCUAUUAAGGAAGAAAUUUGUCAUGUACUUUCUCGACAUAAUCUUGAUGUUUCUAACAUUCGUGGUCAAGGUUAUGAUGGUUCCUGCGAAAUGAGGGAGCAGUGGGACGAUUUACGAGCAUUGUUUUUGGAUGAGUGUCCUUAUGCAUACCACAUUCAUUGUUUUGCGCAUAAGUUGCAAGUUGCCUUGAUUUGUGCAUCGUCAGAAGUUUAUGCAAUUCAACAAUUCUUUUUGAAAUUGACUUUUAUUGUCGAUUUUUUCAGUUCUUGUAGUAAGCCCCGUGAUAUUAUACUAGCUGCCAAGUUAGAUGAAAUUUCACAUUUGCUGGAGAUCAAUGAGUUUGAAACUGGCAACGAGGCAAGUUACUCUUCUACUUUGCAACGAGUUGGCGAUACUCGUUCGAGGUCACAUUUUUCUUCUAUCUGUAGCUUGAUAAAUAUGUAUGAUACAGCAUGUUAUGUUUUAGAAAAACUAUCUGAUGAUGAACAGUCGACUUAUUGUCAACGUGGGGAUGCUUCUAUUGCUUACGAUAACUUGAAUACAUUUGAGUUUGUUUUGAUCUUGCAUUUGAUGAAGAAUAUUAUGGCGAUAACUGAUAUUCUUUGUCAAGCUUUACAACACCAAUAUCCGGAUGUAGUUAAUGUCAAGCAUAUAGUUCGUUCUACCAAAGUAAUGCUUCAAAAUAUGAAACAGAAUGGUUGGGAUAAGUUGUUAAAAAAAGUGACAUGUUUUUGUGUUAAAAAUGCUAUCGAGGUUCCUCAGCUCAAUGCUCGGUAUGCAGCAAGACCAUGGCGUUCUCGUGAGAAAAAAGAUCACGUCACAACAGAGUAUUAUUUUAGAGUAGAGGUAUUUUUGAUUGUCAUUGACAAACAUAUACAAGAGUUGAAUAGCAGGUUUAGCGACCAAGCAAUGGAGUUGUUAACUCUAUGCUCUGCUUUGGUUCCUAAGGAUACUUACAAAACUUUCAACAUUGGUCAUAUUUGCACUCUUGUAGAAAAAUAUUAUCCUAGGGAUUUCAAUGAGCAGGAAAAGAAUGAUUUAAGAUGUCAACUUCAACAUUUCAUUAUCGAUGCUCAUCAAGAUUCAAAGUUAAAUGAUUUAUCAACUAUCCAAGAAUUGUGUACAUGUUUGGCUGAAACAAAAAAGUCAGAAGUUUACUACUUGAUUGACAGACUACUUCGUAUUAUCAUGACUCUUCCGGUUUAUAUGCCUACAACUGAAAGAUCUUUUUCAGCAAUGAAAAAUUUCAAGACUAUGUUGAGAAACAUGAUGGAAGAUGAGUUUCAAGCAGACAGCAUGCUAGUUUACAUUGAAAAGGAUAUCGCUAAAAGUUUUAGAAUUAAUUCAAUUGUUGAUGAUUUUGAGUCACUCAAAGAGCCCAAUGACUCACACCCAUGUAACUCUGUAAAUGGUUGCAUUAUCAGACCAUCAGAGUUGCUUGGCGAAGAAGAACCUGAUGGAUCCCUUCUGCCUCAAGUUGCUGAAGAUAUGGUUGAGGAUGAAAUCUCAUCUAGGUCCAAUGUCAGAUGAAAACGGAAUAAUCAUUACUGAAGUUUAGAUUCAAUGUGUGAGGGACUUUUCAAAGGACAAAUAGACUUGUCUCAGUUUGAAAGAUUGAAAUUGAUCUAAGCAAAUAUAGGCGUAAGUGUGUAGUACUUUUCCAUACUCUUAAGCCUUGUCUUAGUUAUUACUCUUUUUUUUUUUUUGGGUAAGAUAGUUAUUACUCAUUUUUUUUUGGGUAAGAUAGUUAUUACUCAUUUUGAUGAA